UGUUGCUAGAAGCUUCUGGUGUUUUGCACAGUUUUGGUCUGUAGGACCCCUCCAGGGGGUGGUGUCCCAGCUCUCUCCCAGUCGUUUUCCCCCUUCUCCUCAAUUCUUUUUUUUUGAGACGGAGUUUUCGCUCUUGUUACCCAGGCUGGAGCGCAAUGGCUCAAUCUCGGCUCACCGCAACCUCCGCCUCCUGGGUUCAGGCAAUUCUCCUGCCUCAGCCUCCUGAGUAGCCGAGAUUACAAGCACGCGCCACCAUGCCCAGCUAAUUUUUUGUAUUUUUAGUAGAAACGGGGUUUCACCAUGUUGACCAGGAUGGUCUCGAUUUCUUGACCUCGUGAUCCACCCGCCUCGGCCUCCCAAAGUGCUGGGAUUACAGGCUUGAGCCACUGUGCCUGGCCUUGCUUUUUUCUUCUGGAUGGUUCCGUCUCCUUUGUGUUUCUUCGCCUCCUCCUUGCCUCCCUGGGGUCAGACUGAUAAGGCCAGAGAGGUGGGCACUGGCCUGGGCCGGGGGAGGAGUCGGAACUUUGCGGGGACAGGAGCCUGAGGAGGGUUUCAGCCUGGCAAAGACAGGGCAAGCCGGUAUGCAGGUUUGUGCCUCCCGGGAUUGCAAGGACACCUGGGCCCAGCAUGGGACAUGAGAAAGUCCUCCACAGCUGGCUUCUAACUUGGGUCUGGAGGAAUCGAUCAGGCACGCAGCUGGGGCAAAGGCUAGAGGUGGGGCCGGCUAUUGGCUUCAGGAAUCUGCCCGGCCAGUGUCAAGGAAGGUGCUCGGGUUUUCGGGGCGCUGGGUCCCAUCGGUCCCUCCUCGCCUGGGCUCACCCUCGGGGGUCUGGCAGUGAGCGAGCACCGGCUCAGCAACAAGCUGCUGGCCUGGAGUGGCGUCCUGGAGUGGCAGGAGAAGCGCAGACCCUACUCUGACUCCACCGCGAAGCUGAAGCGGACCCUGCCCUGCCAAGCCUAUGUGAACCAAGGGGAGAACCUGGAGACUGACCAGUGGCCGCAGAAGCUGAUCAUGCAGCUGAUCCCACAGCAGCUGCUGACCACGCUGGGCCCCCUGUUCCGCAACUCCCAGCUGGCACAGUUCCACUUCACCAACAGAGACUGUGACUCGCUCAAGGGGCUCUGCCGAGUCAUGGGCAACGGCUUCGCGGGCUGCAUGCUGUUCCCCCACAUCUCCCCCUGUGAGGUGCGCGUGCUCAUGCUCCUGUACUCGUCCAAGAAGAAGAUCUUCAUGGGCCUCAUCCCCUACGACCAGAGCGGCUUUGUCAGCGCCAUCCGGCAGGUCAUCACCACCCGCAAGCAGGCAGUGGGGCCUGGUGGCGUCAACGCAGGCCCAGUGCAGAUCGUCAACAACAAGUUCCUGGCGUGGAGCGGCGUCAUGGAGUGGCAGGAGCCCAGGCCUGAGCCCAACAGCCGGUCCAAGAGGUGGCUGCCGUCCCACGUCUACGUGAACCAGGGAGAGAUCCUGAGGACCGAGCAAUGGCCGAGAAAGCUGUGCAUGCAGCUCAUCCCGCAGCAGCUGCUGACCACGCUGGUGCCGCUGUUCCGAAACUCGCGCCUGGUGCAGUUCCACUUCACCAAGGACCUGGAGACGCUGAAGAGCCUGUGCCGCAUCAUGGACAAUGGCUUCGCUGGCUGCGUGCACUUUUCCUACAAAGCGUCGUGUGAGAUCCGCGUGCUCAUGCUCCUGUACUCUUCAGAGAAGAAAAUCUUCAUCGGCCUCAUCCCCCAUGACCAGGGCAACUUUGUCAACGGCAUCCGGCGCGUCAUUGCCAACCAACAACAGGUCCUACAGCGGAACCUGGAGCAGGAGCAGCAGCAGCGAGGGAUGGGGGGGUAGUAGCUACCCUGGGCUAGGUCCCUCCAGGAGUCACAGACGAGGCCCCUGCAGAGACUGGUGACACGCUUCUGAGCAGGGGCCCCUGGGGACUUCGACUGCCCAGCAACAUGGAGGAUGGCGUCCUGAGGGCUCAAGGACGGUCCCCAACCCUGUAUGUUUCCCCAAUAAAGGCUUUUAAAAACUUG
Callithrix jacchus (white-tufted-ear marmoset) is the source of this 2025-nucleotide messenger RNA. It is a transcript of the gene PTOV1, whose product is annotated as PTOV1 extended AT-hook containing adaptor protein. Gene Ontology annotation, biological process: positive regulation of transcription by RNA polymerase II. NCBI's taxonomy places the organism in Eukaryota, Metazoa, Chordata, Mammalia, Primates, Cebidae. The record is from RefSeq and is a predicted model, not a curated record. Gene Ontology annotation, cellular component: transcription regulator complex.